AUGACUGAGCAUCCCAAUUAUAAGUAUAGACCCCGACGCAGGAAACAUAAUAAACAAAGAGCCACUACAGGACCAGGACCGCGUGUAGGCACUUCUCUCUCCAGUCCUAAUCUGCCUAAUAUGUCACCGAGAUACUCUGGAUAUAUUCCUCCAAACACUAGUCUUUCACCCAGUCUUCAACAGCAACAAGGUUAUACGUCUAUCGAUUUCCCGAGCCCAGGAAAUAGUGUUGAUUAUACCAAUGAAAAACGAUACAGUCCUGAUAGUUAUAAAUUUAAUAACCACUAUAACUAUUUACCCUACCAAAACUAUUCACAAAAAAGUCCAUAUUCGACGCAAUCCCCUGACAUUUCCCCAACUCAAAGUCCUGAUCCCAAAAAUAUUCCCAGUAGCCCUUCAGACGUAAAAGAACAAAUCGACAAAAGUAGUGCUUUGCCUACACCGGAUCUUUCACCGAUGGAUCAGGAUAAAGACCAAUAUCAGACUUAUAAAGAAGAAUCAAGAUCAUCAACCGCACAAAACACAGUUGCAACUAGCAAGCCAAAUUACAACAUCAGAGUACAUAAUUAUCAACAAAGUGGUCCACAGUACACCAACACACAACCCAUCACUUCAGUACCUAUGGCUAACGGUAUGUACAUUAUGUGUGCUAAUAAGAGUAGUGUGGAGCAAGGACAAAUAGUAACAGGAACAUUUUAUCCUCCAGUAGCUACUUCCCAGGAUCAACAAUUACUGGGAAGCUCGCACAGCAGUGGCAUUAACACAACUAGUAACUUAAAUUAUUAUAGUUCAAAUGUACAGUCUUAUUAUGGGAAAGAAUAUCCUUAUGAGCAACAUGACCAAAGCAAGGACACAUUUCUGGGAUAUCAACCUAUGAAAGUUAUGGAAAAACCAGAAUAUAUCCCUAUAUACAAACCCAAUCAAAUUGAAGAACACUAUGACUACAGUCAUGAAAAUCACUUAACUCAAUCUUUUAUUUCAAAUACUAAUCCCGAAAAUCGCAGUGAUGUUGAUGGCGAUGAUGUAGACACUAGGGAAUUUGACAAGUACCUCAAGUUUACUAAUUCUGAACCAAACGUAAUCGACUCCAACCAUAACUAUCGAAAUGAAGGUAUGAGUUCGAAUGUAUAUAAUUAUCCAGCUCAACAAACGUCUGUGAUUUUACCCAAUGCAAAUAUAAAACCUGAACCCUUUAUUCCACACUGCCCAGAGAUUUAUGAACUAGCUGCUAAUGGCGUUACAAAAAACGAGGACGAUUUUAGUGAAAUUUUAGCUGGUGUUAGAAAGACUUGUUUUAGUACUUAA
Messenger RNA from Diabrotica balteata, 1305 nucleotides. NCBI's taxonomy places the organism in Eukaryota, Metazoa, Arthropoda, Insecta, Coleoptera, Chrysomelidae. The record is from the annotation of a GenBank genome assembly.